Messenger RNA from Oncorhynchus keta (chum salmon), 2295 nucleotides. RefSeq names its product phosphatidylinositol 4-phosphate 5-kinase type-1 alpha-like. Bases 338 to 2125 code for a protein of 595 amino acids. The transcript is spliced from 16 exons. Gene Ontology annotation, biological process: phosphatidylinositol metabolic process. Lineage: Eukaryota; Metazoa; Chordata; Actinopteri; Salmoniformes; Salmonidae. The record is from RefSeq and is a predicted model, not a curated record. Gene Ontology annotation, molecular function: phosphatidylinositol kinase activity.
UCUCUGUUCCCCCCCGCCUCCUCGCCAUUAAAUCGAUGUCUUUGCAGCCUUAUUUAGAAUGUUUUAUGUACGACCCUGUCUAAGGGAGAUUCACAAAGUCAUAAACCAGCCUAUUUCUACAAUUUAUCUUCUUACAUUUUUAUUUUAAAUAUAACCAGAACCACACUGCUGACCGUAUGUCUAACCUUAACCCCAAAUUAAGACAAAAUAGCACAUUUUGGAUUUCAUAUAUUUUUACGAUAUAGCCCAUUUUGACUUUGCCGCUGGCCAUCUACUAGCUAGGUGGAUACCCAUACCAAAGAUUUGUUCUAUCUGUUCCGAUACCGGCCAAUCCAAAAUGGCGACCGCCGUUCCAGUUGAUUCGGGACUGACUGCUCCGACAGGGUCCAGUGCGUCUCGGAAAGUGGCAUCUCCAGAGAUGCCUGGAUCCAGUCAGAGUAUGAAGAAGACCAUUGGACACAGAGGAGUUGAGACGAACACUGGAGAGACCACCUAUAAGAAGACUACGUCGUCAGCCCUGAAAGGAGCAAUUCAGCUGGGCAUCACUCACACUGUGGGCAGCCUGAGUCAGAAGGCUGAGAGAGAUGUUCUCAUGCAGGACUUUGUGGUGGUCGAGAGCAUCUUCUUCCCCAGUGAGGGCAGUAACCUGACCCCUGCCCACCACUACAGUGAUUUCAGGUUUAAGACCUACGCCCCCAUCGCCUUCCGCUACUUCAGAGAACUAUUUGGCAUCCGGCCAGAUGACUACCUGUACUCUCUGUGUAACGAUGGCCUGAUAGAGCUGUCUAACUCCGGCGCCAGUGGCUCUCUCUUCUACGUGUCCAGUGAUGAUGAGUUCAUUAUCAAGACAGUGCAGCACAAAGAGGCUGAGUUUCUCCAGAAGCUACUACCAGGAUACUUUAUGAACCUGAAUCAGAACAAACGGACCCUGCUCCCUAAGUUCUACGGUCUGUACUGCAUCCAGGCGGGAGGGAAGAACAUCCGCCUGGUGGUGAUGAACAACCUGCUGCCCCGCGUGGUCCACAUGCACCAUAAGUACGACAUGAAGGGUUCCACCUAUAAGAGACGGGCCUCAGCCAAGGAGAGGGACAAGACUUUUCCCACCUUUAAAGACCUGGACUUCAUCCAGGACCUGCCUGAUGGACUACUGCUGGAGACGGACAACUACAACGCCCUUAGCAAGACCAUCCAGAGAGACUGCCUGCUCCUGCAGAGUUUUAAAAUCAUGGACUACAGUCUACUGGUGGGGAUCCAUAACCUGGAGCAGGCUAGUAGAGCGAGGGAGCGAGGUGGGGGGCAGAUGGGGGACAGUGGGGGGUCAGAGGGGGCGGUGACCCCAGACCAGCGCCGACCCCAGGCCCAGAAAAGUCUAUACUGCACAGCCAUGGAGUCUAUACAGGGAGAGGCCCGCGGGAAGGGAGCCCUGGAGUCUGAGGACCAUAUGGGUGGGAUCCCAGCCAGGAACUCUAAAGGAGAGAGGUUGCUGGUCUUUAUCGGCAUCAUCGACAUUCUGCAGUCCUACAGGUUCAUCAAGAAGUUGGAACACUCGUGGAAGGCCCUCGUCCAUGAUGGGGAUACAGUGUCGGUGCACAGACCAGGCUUCUACGCUGAACGCUUCCAACAAUUCAUGUGUAACACAGUGUUCAAGAAGAUCCCAUUGAAGCUCUCCCCAUCCAAGAAGUCUCGUGGUGGGGGUCCGGGGGGUCUGAGGAGAGCUCCUACCCUGGGAGGCCCCACCCCACUCUCCCACGCUGCUGGACAGUCUGUGAUGGACUCCCGACUUGUCUACCAAUCACACUUCAACAAGGCUGACGCAGAGGGAGACAGUAGCAUGCAGUCGGGCAGGCCAGACCUGGUGCCAAGGACACCUCCCCUGGCGGGAGGGUCAGGGGAUGCAGAGGCCAACUUUUCCACGUCCUCAUUAGGAAGCACAGGACUCACCUCCUCCUCUCCUCUGCUACAGUCAGUAGGGGUUGAGGUACAUAGAGCAGUAACAAGCACAGACCAAGACCACGGUGUCUCCCACAGUAUGGGUGCGGAAGUGGAAGCGUCAGGUGAUCAGUCGGGUAAUGAAGAUGCCAUCUCACUAUCCGACAUUGUCCCAGAGACUAACAUCUGCUUUUAACAACUGAUCUGGAGUCAUCUGAGGAAAAGGUGAUUCUGGAACCAAGGAGGUGGGUGGAAGAGUGAGAUGGGGACAGUUGUCUUGCAUCCUCCUUCCUCACUCUGUCGAUCCAUCCAUCCUUUUCUGCGGGGGAGGUUUGGAACAUACUUCAGGCUGACUGAACGGGAUGG